AUGCCACACUUCCCUGUAGAAAACCUUUCUCUUUUGGACAGCCUGGUGUUAGGGGCUGUCCAGAUCAUGACAAGCUCCUUCCACUUGUUAAUGUGGUAUUUCCUGUUUGACCUUUAUAGCAAACAGCAUAAAGGAUAUUUUGGCAUAUAUAAUCCUAUAACCUAUAGAGUACAUUAUCCAUCAUGGGCCAUCAGUUUCCUCAUGUCUGGAAUCCUCUCUGUAAAUGAAGCAAAGUACUCCUCCAUCCAGUCAAGAAAACUGGCUUUAUUUGGAAACCUUGUGAGCGCCACAGUAGCAUCUAUUGGAAUCAUUCUCAUAAUCACUGAGUUGUGUUCAGAAGCUGAAAUGUCCUAUAAAAAUUUUGCAAGAGCAAAUGUGGGAAGGAUGGUUUCCAUGAUUUUGCUAAUCACCUCCCUCCUGGAGUUUGGCCUCACAUUUACCUACAUCUAUUACAUCCUCUGUAAUUGGGAUAGCCUCAUGGAAGAGAGCACAGUGGAGAACGGCACAGAUGAUGAUGUCGAAGGGCAGAACUAUGUUGAGGAAUGGUGCCCGGGAAGCUCCCAGGCACAGAGGGUCACAUUCCUACAGGUGACAAACUUGGUGCCCAGCCAAGGCUCUGGCGAGUCUAGACAGAAGAGGGCUGCUCCCAAAGGCCGGGACAGGGUGACCCCCACAUCCUCUGUCAGAGCCAUGGGCCAGGGUGGCUCUCAAAGCUCCUGGACCAGGCUGGGAGUCUAUACCAUCUCACCCGUCUUACUUCAGCUGGUCCGGCUUCCCCUCAUUCCUCGAUCACCUGUUUCAUUGGUCCCAGAGCAGCCCACCCAUGGCUUUUCCCAUGGAUCCAAGCCCAGUUCGGCUGGCUUGCCUGCCCGCUGA
Molecule: messenger RNA, 876 nt
Organism: Dromiciops gliroides (monito del monte)
Lineage: Eukaryota; Metazoa; Chordata; Mammalia; Microbiotheria; Microbiotheriidae
Gene: MS4A13
Product: membrane spanning 4-domains A13
Exons: 7
Coding region: 1-876 (291 amino acids)
Biological process (GO): cell surface receptor signaling pathway
Cellular component (GO): plasma membrane
Source: RefSeq, a predicted model, not a curated record